AUGGCGGACGCUCUUGCUUCACAACUUCAGAAUACCACUCUCAGGGACGGCAAGCCAGAGGCUAGACUUCAGGACACCCUGAAGCUGCCACCCAAGGAUGCUCGCCCUCAGACUGAGGACGUCACGGCUACCAAGGGCCUGGAGUUUGAGGAUUUUUACAUUAAGCGGGAACUGAUGAUGGGAAUCUUCGAGGCUGGUUUCGAAAAGCCCUCCCCCAUCCAGGAGGAGACGAUACCCGUUGCUCUCACUGGCCGAGACAUCCUGGCCCGAGCAAAGAACGGCACAGGCAAAACCGCCGCCUUUGUGAUCCCCACACUGGAGCGCAUCAACCCGAAAAACACAAAGACCCAGGCAUUGAUCCUCGUUCCGACACGAGAGUUGGCUCUCCAGACCUCGCAAGUGUGCAAGACAUUGGGGAAGCAUCUGGGUAUCAAUGUCAUGGUUACUACUGGCGGUACCGGCCUGAUGGAUGAUAUCAUCCGGCUCAACGACGCUGUUCACAUCCUGGUUGGCACCCCUGGUCGAGUCCUUGACCUCGCUUCCAAGGGCGUUGCCGACUUGUCUGAGUGCCCAACCUUUGUGAUGGACGAGGCAGAUAAACUCCUGUCUCCCGAAUUCACUCCCGUCAUCGAGCAGCUGUUGUCAUUCCACCCCAAGGAUCGACAGGUCAUGCUCUUCAGUGCCACUUUCCCCAUGAUCGUCAAGUCUUUCAAGGACAAGCACAUGCGCAAUCCCUACGAGAUCAAUUUGAUGGACGAGCUUACUUUGCGUGGUAUCACCCAGUACUACGCCUUCGUGGAAGAGAAACAGAAGGUCCACUGCCUCAACACCCUGUUCUCCAAGCUGCAGAUCAACCAGUCAAUCAUCUUCUGCAAUUCCACCAACCGUGUCGAACUCCUCGCAAAGAAAAUCACCGAGCUGGGUUACUCAUGCUUCUACUCGCACGCCAAGAUGCUCCAGCAACACCGUAACCGCGUGUUCCAUGACUUCCGCAAUGGCGUGUGUCGCAACUUGGUGUGCUCUGACCUGCUCACCCGUGGUAUCGAUAUUCAAGCAGUCAACGUCGUGAUCAAUUUCGAUUUCCCCAAGAACGCCGAGACUUAUCUCCACCGCAUCGGUCGUUCCGGUCGUUUCGGUCACUUGGGCCUGGCCAUCAACUUGAUCAACUGGGAAGAUCGUUUCAAUCUGUACAAGAUCGAGCAGGAGCUGGGCACUGAGAUCCAGCCCAUCCCUCAGAACAUCGACAAGAAGCUCUACGUGUACGACUCUCCUGAGAACAUCCCUCGCCCAAUCUCGAAUCCCGCCCAGCCGAUGAUCGCGGGCCCCCAGCAACCUGGCCUUGGUGAUCGCCAGCCUCGCCGCCAGCAACAUCAUCACCAGAACGGCGGCCAUUACUACAAUGGCAACAACAACCGGGGUCGCGGUGGUGCCUAUCGCGGUGGUCGUGGUCAGGGUCCCCGACGUGGACCGCAGCAGCACGAUGCUACAAACGUAGCUCUCGCACCGAGCCAAGUUGGCCCCAAGCCUCCAGCGCCGAUGUCCUAG
Molecule: messenger RNA, 1545 nt
Organism: Penicillium diatomitis
Lineage: Eukaryota; Fungi; Ascomycota; Eurotiomycetes; Eurotiales; Aspergillaceae
Gene: dhh1
Product: DExD/H-box ATP-dependent RNA helicase DHH1
Exons: 3
Coding region: 1-1545 (514 amino acids)
Biological process (GO): cytoplasmic stress granule assembly; P-body assembly
Cellular component (GO): P-body; cytoplasmic stress granule
Molecular function (GO): mRNA binding; RNA helicase activity; ATP binding
Source: RefSeq, a predicted model, not a curated record